This is a messenger RNA of Arthroderma uncinatum, 1956 nucleotides long. RefSeq names its product NPL4. Lineage: Eukaryota; Fungi; Ascomycota; Eurotiomycetes; Onygenales; Arthrodermataceae. The coding region runs from base 1 to 1956 and encodes 651 amino acids. The record is from RefSeq and is a predicted model, not a curated record. Gene Ontology annotation, molecular function: ubiquitin binding; ubiquitin protein ligase binding. Gene Ontology annotation, biological process: ubiquitin-dependent protein catabolic process. The transcript has 4 exons. Gene Ontology annotation, cellular component: nucleus.
AUGGCUUCCCCGCGGCCAAUAAUUCUACGGUUUGAAAGCCGCAACGGCCAGUUCAGAUUGACGGUUAGCCCAGCAGAGCAAUUUACAUCUCUGCUACCAAAGAUACUCGAGAACCUACCCAAGGAUACCGAUCCAUCAUCUGUCUCUCUCUCAAAUAAACCGAUAUGUACUGGUGGCCAGGAGAGGAACCUUACAACUCUAAAAGGCGUUUCAAUACAGAGAGUCGGGCUAUCUCAUGGAGAUAAACUAUAUAUCGGCUACGAUACACAGGAAGCAUCGAGUAAUGGUUUCCCGAAUGGAAACUCGGGAGCCACUCAAAAGCCGGAGGCAGCUCAUCGUUUGGAUGGCGGCGUUGUAUCCAAACGAGAAGAACCUGCGCCAGCACCACAACCAACCUCCCCGACAGCCAUAAUAAAGAACCCUUGGGAGGUUGUGAGGCAGUCAGCUCUGGAUAACCGACUAGACCAGAAGGACGGAAAGAUCCCACGUCCCCUUGACCAAAAGAUGUGUCGACAUGGGCCCAAGGGAAUGUGUGAUUACUGCAUGCCCCUAGAGCCGUAUGCACCGGAAUACCUUGCCGAAAAGAAGAUAAAGCACCUUUCAUUCAACUCAUACCUUCGAAAAAUUAACUCUUCUACCAAUAAACCUGAACUGAAGAGCUCUUAUAUGCCUCCUCUAUCGGAACCUUUUUAUAGAGUUAAGAAGGAUUGCCCGUCUGGACAUCCAGCCUGGCCAGAAGGCAUAUGUACCAAGUGUCAGCCAAGUGCCAUUACAUUGCAGCCGCAACAGUUCCGAAUGGUCGAUCACGUUGAGUUCUCUUCUCCCGACCUCAUCAAUUCGCUGCUGGAUUUCUGGCGGAAAUCAGGCUCCCAGAGGAUUGGGUUCCUCUACGGGACAUAUGAAGAGUAUACAGAGGUGCCGCUUGGUAUAAAAGCUGUGGUACAGGCAAUAUAUGAGCCACCGCAGGUGGAUGAAGUGGAUGGCGUAACCCUCCACGAAUGGGCAAACGAAAAGGACGUGGACCAAGUGGCCAGGCUUUGUGGAAUGGAAAAAAUAGGUGUCAUUUUCACCGACCUUAUUGACUCAGGUGCCGGGGACGGAACUGUUGUUUGCAAAAGACAUAUCGACUCUUACUAUCUCUCGUCCCUAGAGGUAGUUUUUGCCUCCCAGCUCCAAGCACGGAACCCAAAACCAUGCAAAUGGAGCGAAACAGGCCAGUUUGGUUCGAAUUUCGUGACCUGUGUCUUGAGCGGCGAUGAAAAUGGUGCCAUAUCCAUCAGCGCCUACCAAGCCUCAAAUUCAUCUGUAGAGAUGGUGCGAGCAGAUAUCAUUGAGCCAUCCGCUGACCCUUCCGUAAUGCUGGUGCAGCAAGAGAACGAACUGGACAACGCAAACAUCACACGCUAUAUUCCAGAGGUGUUCUACCGAAAAAUAAACGAAUACAAGGUCAGCGUUCAGGAGAACGCUAAACCAAGUUUCCCUGUUGAAUACCUCUUCGUCACGCUCACGCACGGCUUCCCAACUACACCAACAACAGUAUUUACUGACUCCUCUUUCCCUAUUGAGAAUCGAGAGAUCAUUGGCGAAAGCCAGGACCUAAGACGUGUUGCGAGUAAGUUAACGGCUAGUAGCGAUCCCAACGAAGCGAUUAAGGCGGUUUCCAACUUCCAUCUCCUAACUUUCCUACAUGGAAUGGGUAUCCUAAGUGAAGACGAGGAAUCUCUUCUUUGCACCGUGGCUACGAAGCAUGAUCCUGCCGAAGGCGUACAAUUGAUCAACACGGCUGGCUGGGCCACGCUUGUGACAAUACUUCAGGAGAGCGGUGAGACGCCCCCAAAACGAUCUUGGCCCUUUAAGCGUCAAUCCCCAACUUAUUCCUCACCUCACCCUUCUCAAAACUCACUAUCGGAUGGUGAACAACUUGCUAAAAGGUUCCGAGGGGCUAGCCUAGAAUGA